AUUAACAUUUCGAUGUCGCGUAUUUUCCUCCUAUUGCUUACUUACAUCUCAAAGACGGCCCGGCAUACUUUCUGCCAGUCUGGAAAUGUCUUGGAAGGGGCUGGAGCCCCAUUCUUCACAAAGACCUUUCAAGAUCGCGGAGUGUGUCAGGAAGCAUGAUGGACGUGCUUUAUUCAUCUUUUGAGGUUAUCCCAUAAAUGUUUGAUAGGCUUAUGAGGUUCAAGUCAGGAGAACGGGCUGGCCAGGUUAAAGGCCCUGAUGUUAUGCUGUUGAAGGAUCUGUCUCCCUGGAGGAGCUGUUACCCGAAGGAAGCUGCUUCCCGGUGGAUGGACAACAUCCUACUUGACAUCAAAAUGCUGACAUUUGCUUAUUCCCACCAUACAUUAUCAAGUUUAUGAGACCGCUAUAUGCCCAGAAAAGAACAAUGUCGAUGGUGGACAGUAUUAGUCAUUUAUCCGUUGGACAUUUUUUCCUUUUGGACACAAUGGAUUUCCUCGGAAAACGACAAUUCCAAACAAACUAUCUACUGUGAAUCUGAAGAGAGCAAAGAUGAACCGACGACGACUCCAGAGCCCGACAUCGAUGUCGCUUCAUCAAACAACGCGUCUGAACACGACGAUGUAUCAAGUGAAAGUACACCAGUAGCAGAAGGUCUUACUUCAAUUCGCUUGAUUAGGCCCAAAUCCAGAUGUUAUACUGCAGAAGUGGAAGGAGCUUGCUACUCAGGUGAGGACUGCUUCAGAAAAGGUGGUCAAGUGACAACCCCCUGCCUCAAAGAUGGUAUCUCCAUCGUGAAGUCGCAUCUUCACUGUUGUGCUUUCAUACACACGUGCGGAGAUGUCUCAUCGGAAAAAGUGACUUAUUUCCGCUCGCCAGACUAUCCGAGCAAAUCCACAGGUUCGCUCGCUUGCGAUUAUGACCUCAUAGUGCAAAGCACAACUUGCGCGAUAAGGGUUGAUUAUUUAAAAGUGAACUUGGCAAGGAAAUUAGGAGGGGUAUGCGAUAUAGAUCAGUUAUUUAUUCUCAAUUCUGUAGACGGACCGACCGCAGGCCAAUGCGGCCCUCUUUCCGGCUACUCGACGACUGUGGCUGUAAAUCCUGGCCAAUCAAACCCCGUGAAAAUAGCACUGCUUAUCCAAAAUGAAGGGACUUACCACUGGGAUAUCAAAGUCACCCAACUGGCGUGCAAUCAAGUCAAACACUUUAGAAGGCCAAAAUUGUGUGGGGAAGUGAAAAACGAGAUUUUAUCUGGAGUAGCCAGUUCACACGGUUUGGACUGGUAUUUUAACGAUAACAACGUCUGGAAGAAGCCCAACAUACCUCAGCAUACUUGGUGGUCGUAUCCAGAGCCGAUUUUUAACACUUUUUAUUAUGGUUCUACAAAACGUUAUAUGGAACAGGAAAACCAAGGAAAAUUUGCGAAAAGAAGAAUUGUUUCAGGGUCUGAUGCUCAUGUAGGUGAAUUUCCUUGGGUGGUUGCCAUUGGACUCGAUCAAAUGUUUUUUUGCGGAGGAGCCCUUAUUACCGACAGCUUAGUGCUUACUGCCGCUCACUGCUUGAUGGCGCGCGACACGCCAAUAGGGUCACUCGUACUGCAUUUAGGCGAUUUAGACCUGACAAGCCCUAAUGAAACAAACCACGUGCUCAGAGGAGUGAGCAAGGUCAUGUUCCACUCACACUUUCAUCCUUUUCUUCUUGCAAAUGACAUCGCCCUUCUGAGACUCGACCAGCCUGUUGCAUUCACAGACACAAUUCAGCCCGUCUGCCUUCCCGGGCCAAGUCUUUCAGGGGACGUAUUCACAGGGCAAAAAGGAACAGUCGUAGGAUGGGGAGUAACUUCGUUUCCGAUGGGAGAACCGAGCCCAAUACUGCAAAAAUUGGAUGUUGAAACCAUGUCAAACUUCCAGUGCUCUAGAAUGAUAGACGAGCCUGUUACGCUAGGAAUGAUCUGUGCAGCCCCGAGUAAUCUACAAGGAACGUGUUUUGGGGACAGCGGUGGUCCUCUGACUGUCUUGAGUAAAUCAGGCCGAUACAUUCUGAUCGGUGUUGUGAGCUUCGGAGUAACCGGCUGUGCAGUCAUGCCAGCCUUUCCAGACCUCUACACACGAGUUAGUGAAUAUCUUAAAUGGAUUGAUGUCAACGCUAUCUAAAUAGUGAAAUAAAUUAUUUUCUAACAUUAAAUUUUUUUAAAAAAUAACAUUUAUUUUUCUAGUCCUAUUUGAAAUGUUUUUCUUAAAUGACCUUCCUCCCUGAUUCUUCUAACUUUUUAUAUCCAAAUGUGGUUUGGAGGCAAGUUUGUACAAAUA
This is a messenger RNA of Cimex lectularius (bed bug), 2306 nucleotides long. RefSeq names its product coagulation factor VII-like. Gene Ontology annotation, molecular function: serine-type endopeptidase activity. The record is from RefSeq and is a predicted model, not a curated record. Gene Ontology annotation, biological process: proteolysis. The transcript is spliced from 13 exons. Bases 408 to 2150 code for a protein of 580 amino acids. NCBI's taxonomy places the organism in Eukaryota, Metazoa, Arthropoda, Insecta, Hemiptera, Cimicidae.